CUUGACGCACCGACUCGGAUGGACCGAGUGCUGUAGGUGAGGGUUGGCAGUUACUUAAAAUGUCUCGGAUGCAGCAGCUGAAGCUGUUCAUCGGUGAGCGGCUGAGUGCGGCAGCAGAGGAGAUCUUUACAGCGGUGCAGAGGACGAUAACGGAGUGCGAGGAGGAAGCUGCUCGCUCCGAAGAAGACGGCGAACAACGUGGACUUAAACAAGAAGUUCAUUUAUACGGCGAAGACCCGCUGCAGGUCUUUGUUUGUGCACAUGAGCAGAAACACUUCGGGGAGGAGUGGAGUCCCGACGGCUGCCACAACAGCCCUAGUGUUGCCCACAAGGACUGUGGCCUGCCGGUCCUGGAGCCUCCAGAAAUCAAACAGGAACAGCAAGAGCCAUGGGUCUGUCCAGGGGGACAACGGCUAUCAGAUAUUGAGGACUCAGUUGCUAACACUUUGAAACUGACUCCCACUUGCAUGACGAGUUGCAUUUAUUCAGAUGUGAGUGAGUUGCAAACUAAUGACACAGGAAAUGAAGACAGGAAGCCUGUACCCAGCUCUUCAGGUGACAGUGGAGAGGUUGAGGGACACACUCUUUCAUGCGGUGAAUGUUGGACUUUUUUGCCAGGUUGUUCUGUAACUGUAAGUGACAUGGGGCCUGAGUUGAGUUUAGAAACACUGACAGGUUACAGUAUCAGUAAAGAUGUAAAAGUAAGUUCUGAACCACGUAGCCUAACUCAAUUAAAUAAAGAGACAAAAAGAAGAAACAAAUCCUACUGCUGUCAUUUCUGUGGCAAAGAAUUCAGCCGCAGCGCACAUCUAGCCACACACACUCAAAUCCACACUGGGGAGAAAAUGUUCAGAUGUGAGGUGUGUGGUAAAGAGUUUCGACAUGGCAAAAGUGUGACUGUGCACAUGAGGAUUCACACGGAGGAGAAGCCGUACCGUUGCAGGAUUUGUGGGAAGGAGUUCCGCCAUGUGGGAAACUUGAACGUACAUAUGAGAAUCCAUACAGGCGAGAAACCGUACAGCUGCAAAGUGUGUGGGAAAAAGUUCAGUCGAAAUAAUUUGAUGACAAAACACAUGGCUGUACAUACAGGUGAAAUGAGUUUGAGCAUGAGGAGUGUUUUCAGUAGAGGUUCUGUUUUCCUGACUUCAUGAGGUCAUGUAUUCUGGCAUAUUCUGGCAAAUGAAAAGAGUGUGGAGUUCUCUCCACCAUCCCAACUAAUCCCUACUGUAACUUAUUGAUUUUAGAUUUUAUGUUGAUUAAUGAUUUUAGAGUUAAGAUGCUUUAAUUUUGUCUAUGCUCUUACUAUGUUUUUCUUUUUAAUAUUCCUCUUUUGAUCUACUUGAAUAUUCAAGUUAAUCAAGUCAAGUUUUACUUUGUUUUUCAUAUACUAAUUCUUAUUUUUUUUAAUCUUUUGUUCUUUUAUAUACUCAUGUACUCAUAGUUUCAUUUAUUGAUUAUACUCAAAUCAUACUCAAUCUUGUGCUUGAGUCGAUGUACUUAUCAAGUUAUGCUCAAGUAUGGAUUACAAUGAGUAUAACUUGGGUGAGACGUGAUGAGUGCAUCAAUUUGAAUAUGUUUUACAAUUUAAAUGUUUUACAAUGCCUGUAUUUUACAUUUAUUCUAACCAUUUUAUGUGGAAGGCUUUCUGUAGCUCCUCGGCCGUACAAUUAUCUGGGGAGCCUUGGGGGGCUCACAAUAUUUUGCUCAGGGACUUUCUAGCUAGAGAUUUUUCUGUGAAAAUUGACUUUCCACUAGUUGCCGUUGCAGCUUGUUACCAUGGUAAAGAAUGCAAUACUUGUGCAUGCUGUGCUCCUUCCUUAUAGCAGAAGCUACUUACCAUUUAUGACUGUGAAUAACAGGAUGCGUUGCUGAUGCACACAGGAGGGGUUAGUUCCUCUAUAUUCUGUAUUUAAGUCAGACAGAAUCUUAGACAGGCAGCUCCAUUUUUCUUUUUCCUUAAGACUGUGUGACUUUUAUUUUUUUACAUAAUAGUUGUUAGUAACUCUAUUACACUCAGAGACAGAUUUUUGUUAACU
This is a messenger RNA of Xiphias gladius (swordfish), 2036 nucleotides long. RefSeq names its product zinc finger protein 420-like. Bases 60 to 1151 code for a protein of 363 amino acids. The record is from RefSeq and is a predicted model, not a curated record. NCBI's taxonomy places the organism in Eukaryota, Metazoa, Chordata, Actinopteri, Istiophoriformes, Xiphiidae. Gene Ontology annotation, cellular component: nucleus. The transcript is spliced from 2 exons.